Messenger RNA from Silurus meridionalis, 2832 nucleotides. It is a transcript of the gene nol11, whose product is annotated as nucleolar protein 11. Gene Ontology annotation, cellular component: nucleus; nucleolus. Lineage: Eukaryota; Metazoa; Chordata; Actinopteri; Siluriformes; Siluridae. Bases 27 to 2216 code for a protein of 729 amino acids. Gene Ontology annotation, biological process: maturation of SSU-rRNA. Gene Ontology annotation, molecular function: RNA binding; protein binding. The transcript has 18 exons. The record is from RefSeq and is a predicted model, not a curated record.
AUGUUUCGUAAGGGUCGGUCAGAAACAUGGCGGCGCUGUAUGAGGCGUACACGCUGUGCGAUCUCGUGCCAACGCACAACUCCGGCGACUCCGGGAUCCAGGGGAUCGAGUUAAACGGAGUCGUGGACCGCGUGAUCGUGACCGACAGCGCGCGAUCUGUCACCGUGUACAAGGUUUCUGAUCAGAAGCCGCUGGGCAGCUGGGCUGUGAAACAGGGCCAGCGUGUGUCCUGUCCUGCUGUCCAUAACACGCAGACGAACGAAUAUGUGGUCGUUACAGAUGAAAAGGUUAUCAGAGUUUGGAAAGAUGAUGAAGUCAGUCUCGACAAAGCCUUCAAAGCAACAGUGUCAGAGGCGAUAUACAGAGUGCACUCAGUCCCUAAGCAUGAGCCGGUUGUGCUGUUUCAGCACGGUGCUGUUCGGCUCCUCAACUCGCUCCUCACUGCCCCUCAGCAGCCCGUAGAGCAGGUGCUGUCACAGGAUGAGGUCAUCAGGUGGAGUUCGGCGGUGUGGGCGGAGCAGCAGGUCAUCCUGCUUUUCAGCACAGAACAGAAAGGAGAGCACUUUCUGUAUGUCCACCGGUUCAGUCCUAACACUCUGUCAAAGCACAGGUUGGAGACGGAGCCCGGUGUGAAGACUCCCCUCAGCUACAGCGCCACCUUCAGAGAAGGAAAUAUCUACCUGCUGUACCUGUUACCCAGUGGUGGUGUGUAUGAGAGCAUCCUGGUGGCUCGACCUACAGCUUCUACACCAACCGAAGAGAUUCAGGCUCUGCCACGCUCUUUGGUCUUACAGCUGCCUGCAGGGGACGGGAACCUGAGCAGUGCCGCGCUCCUGUCUCUCGACCAGGCUCACGUAGCGGUAGUGGGAGUACCGCAUCCCUCAGCCGGGAGUGGCAAAGAUUUCCUGUGUUUGUGGAACACACACUUUCAGACUCUGCAGGCUGCCAAAGAGCUUGCAGGCAGGAUAUAUGGCCAGAUGUGGUGUUACUCCAGCAAGCUGUUUGUGUGUCAUGGGAAAACCCUCUCCGUGAUUCCCUUCGAGUGUCAGAAGUCGUCCCUGGCCACCGCCAUAGGGAAGCUGAAACAGAGCAGCGCUAAAGAGAGCAAGGGUCCAGCGCUCGUGCCGUCCUGGAGCGACCUGCUGCACGGCAGCGUGACGCAGACGCACACACACGAGAAGAGCCGGAGCUUGUCUACACGGAGGACUAAGACGAGUUCAAAGAGCCAGUCGUGUCUGACAGUUGAGCAGCUGGUGGAGGACAUAAAGGUGAGCACUGUGCAGGAGUUGGAGAGAAAGCUGCAGGAGUUUCUCGGUGGAGUGGGGCAGGAUGCGUUGCAACUCUCAGCCGGGAGACUGGCUUGUGAACUAGUGGCACGGUGUCGAGCAGAACCAGACUUCUACCCACACGCUGCACUGCUGCAGCUGGUCGACACACACUUCCUGUGCCACAGUGUGUGUCCUGACCUGCUGAUGCUGGCGUUAGAGAAAAACGACUUCCGCCUUUGUCAGUACUGCCUGCAGCUCUUCCCAGAUAUCCCUGAAGAUGUAACUUGUGCCUGUCUCAAAACUAUACUUAGUGUUCCAGACACAGAGUUGGAGCGUGUGGAUCUGGAAGCAGACAGCCUGCUCUUUAUGAAGGCUCUCACUGAGAGCCCUGACUUCAACACAGACCUGCAAAAUGGCUUCUGUCCUCCCCCUGCGGAUGAGGAAAGCUGCGACGUUCCCUCAGAAACUGAAAAAUCUCUCGGCCCCAAACCCCCCAGAGACCCUUUCGCUCUGGAUAUGAGCUGUCCUGUGGGACUUCUCAAAGGAGCACUACUUAACGAGAUUCUGCAGACGGCGUACAGUGAAAGUCUUCUCCUUCCCCACCUGAAGGACCUCAGCGUCUCGCAGGUUAUACUUUUCCUGCACUACCUGAGGUUCCUGUACCUAAAAUAUUCUCAGGAGGCCCACACUCAGAUCCGCACCUUGCGAAUGCCAGCCGUAAAUCAGAUUUUGGACUGGGUUUGCUUGUUGCUCGACGCUCACUUCACAGUGCUGGUUCUGGCCCCUGAAGCGAAAAGUUUGCUUUCCAGCUUUCACAAGUUUGUCCGAUCACAAGUGAAGUUGUACUCAGAACUGGGGAAGAUCGAAGGAAGCCUGGAAGCACUCAAACAAUCCAAGCAGUCUCAAGAGAUGGGCCAAUAUUCGAUAGAGGUGGUCGAGCUGUUUUAGUCGACCUGUACAGAUGCUUUUUAAUAAAAAAAAAAACCUGAUAAUGACCAACAAUGAGCGGGUUUGUUUUAAUUAUAUUUUAAUGAUUAUUAUUAGAUAGAAUUGUUACAGUCGGUUUAAUGCUGUUCAAAAUAAAUAUUGAAGUUUGUCCUGAUAAGUUUGUAGACACCCAGGCGAAUAUGAUAAAUAAUAUUGAUUUCUAAACUUGUCGUGGUGUGUGUGUGUGUGUGUGUGUGUGUGUUUGGAUUUUUUUUUUUUAUACUUUGAGGUAUGCAAAGUAUUUUAUAACCAAUUGUAUUUAUAAAGAAUUGAAUGUUCUUGUCUGACUGAGGAAUACUGUAACAAAUAUGUGAGCAUGAAAUCAACAGAUUUGGUUCGUUUUGUUUAUUCCGGAGUCGAUGCCCGUGAUAUGCUGCACCCUGCAGAACCUCCUCCCACAUGAUGUUUUUUGUUUUUCGCAACAUUCUGUAGAAACUUGCACCAUUAUAAACCUGCUGUGGGUUUUGCUGUGGUCAAGUACAGUGUAUCGUGCCAUGGCCACCGAUGUCACACACUUUUUUUAUUAUUUUUUUUGUCCUUCUCUGAUUAAGAACAUUAAAUUUUUACCUGUACGGUG